Messenger RNA from Zalophus californianus (California sea lion), 3720 nucleotides. It is a transcript of the gene GCLC, whose product is annotated as glutamate-cysteine ligase catalytic subunit. The record is from RefSeq and is a predicted model, not a curated record. The transcript has 15 exons. Gene Ontology annotation, cellular component: glutamate-cysteine ligase complex. The coding region runs from base 450 to 2246 and encodes 598 amino acids. Gene Ontology annotation, biological process: glutathione biosynthetic process. Gene Ontology annotation, molecular function: glutamate-cysteine ligase activity. NCBI's taxonomy places the organism in Eukaryota, Metazoa, Chordata, Mammalia, Carnivora, Otariidae.
GUGAGUCGAUAGGAAGACUGGGCAUGCUCUGUGGCGGCGCAGGUCUUGGUCACAAGUAGGAAGAAGCUAGUGCACGACACCGGUAAAGAGAAGCGAGAGCCGCUGCCGCACAGUGCCUGUGGGGUCCGUCGCCGCCGCCUGGGUGCAGGAGCGGGGCGGGAGCCGGAGCGGGCAAGGGGCGAGGCCACCGGGCCGAGAGCCGCCCAGCCUGCCCUCCCGUCCUCUGCCUGUGUCCGCGCGGCGCGCCGGACCCCUGAGUCGGUCACCUGGGCAGCAAGGACCCCGCGCAGGGGAGCGGAGCGGACCGUCCCUCCGCCGGCUGCGGCCCAAGGGCGCCCCCGCGGGGCGGAGCGGCCGCUGCCGCCGCCGCCUUCUGCGGGCAGCUGAGUGUCCGGCUUGCGCCUGAGCGAGCGGCCGCCGUCAGCCCCGAGGAGAAGGAGGGGGCAGCCAUGGGGCUGCUGUCCCAGGGCUCGCCGCUGAGCUGGGAGGAGACCAAGCGCCACGCCGACCACGUGCGGCGGCACGGGAUCCUCCAGUUCCUGCACAUCUACCACGCCGUCAAGGACCGGCACAAGGACGUGCUCAAGUGGGGCGACGAGGUGGAAUACAUGUUGGUGUCUUUUGAUCAUGAAAAUAAGAAAGUCCGGUUGGUCCUGUCUGGAGAGGAAGUUCUUGAAACUCUACAAGAAAAGGGGGAAAGGACAAACCCAAACCAUCCUACUCUGUGGAGACCAGAGUACGGCAGUUAUAUGAUUGAAGGCACACCUGGACAGCCGUAUGGAGGAACGAUGUCCGAGUUCAACACAGUCGAAGACAACAUGAGGAAACGUCGGAAGGAAGCGACUUCUUUAUUAGGAGAAAACCAGGCUCUCUGCACAAUAACUUCAUUUCCCAGAUUAGGCUGUCCUGGGUUCACGCUGCCAGAGUUCAAACCCAGUCCAGUUGAAGGAGGAGCUUCCAAGUCCCUCUUCUUUCCUGAUGAAGCCAUAAACAAGCACCCUCGCUUCAGUACCCUAACAAGAAAUAUCCGACACAGGAGAGGAGAAAAGGUUGUCAUCAAUGUACCAAUAUUUAAGGACAAGAAUACACCCUCUCCAUUUAUAGAAACAUUUCCUGAGGAUGAGGAGGCAGCCAAGGCUUCUAAGCCUGAUCAUAUUUACAUGGAUGCCAUGGGAUUUGGGAUGGGCAAUUGCUGUCUUCAGGUAACGUUCCAAGCCUGCAGCAUAUCUGAGGCCAGAUACCUGUAUGAUCAGUUGGCCACUAUCUGUCCAAUUGUCCCACUGAAGAACAAUAACUAUAGGAUCAGUAAGUCCCGGUACGAUUCGAUAGACAGUUACUUAUCUGAGUGCGGUGAGAAAUACAAUGACAUCGACUUGACGAUAGAUAAAGAAAUCUACGAACAACUGUUGCAGGAAGGCAUUGAUCAUCUCCUGGCCCAGCAUGUUGCUCAUCUCUUCAUUAGAGACCCACUGACUCUGUUCGAAGAGAAAAUACACUUGGAUGAUGCCAAUGAAUCUGACCAUUUUGAGAAUAUUCAGUCCACAAAUUGGCAGACAAUGAGAUUUAAACCCCCUCCUCCAAACUCAGAUAUUGGAUGGAGAGUAGAAUUCCGACCCAUGGAGGUUCAGUUAACAGACUUUGAGAACUCUGCAUAUGUGGUGUUUGUGGUGCUGCUUACCAGAGUGAUCCUUUCAUACAAACUGGAUUUUCUCAUUCCACUAUCAAAGGUUGAUGAAAACAUGAAAGUUGCACAGAAACGCGAUGCUGUCUUGCAGGGAAUGUUUUAUUUCAGGAAAGAUAUUUGCAAAGGUGGCACCGCCGUGGUGGACGGCUACAGCAAGGCCCAGAAGAGCACGGAGCAGGCAGUGGAGGAGUACACCCUGAUGAGCAUAGACACCAUCAUCAACGGGAAGGAAGCUGUGUUUCCUGGGCUGAUCCCGAUUCUGAACUCUUACCUCGAAAACAUGGAAGUGGACGUGGACACCAGAUGCAGUAUUCUGAACUACCUAAAGCUAAUUAAGAAGAGAGCAUCUGGAGAACUAAUGACAGUUGCCAGGUGGAUGAGAGAGUUUAUCGCAAACCAUCCUGACUACAAGCAAGACAGUGUGAUAACUGAUGAAAUGAACUAUAGCCUUAUUUUAAAGUGUAACCAAAUUGCAAAUGAAUUAUGUGAAUGCCCAGAGUUACUUGGACCAGCAUUUAGGAAAGUAAAAUACAGUGGAAGUAAAACUGACUCUUCCAACUAGACCUUCUGCCAAAGGAAAAACACAUUACUAUUUUAUUGGAGAACUGACUGCAGUACUCCUCAGCCCCUGUGUGUGGGAUGAAGACCAAAUUCUAGAAUGGCACCGUCUGUUGGGCCAGUCGGCCAGAGAUGGGUUUAGAGGCUUUCUUUCAGUAGGUAAAUCUAGAGUUUAUACAGCAUACAUGUACAUAGUAAAAUAUUUUUAUGAUUAACAACGUAUUUUAAUAACAUUGUAUCUAAAGUCCUUGUGAACCGGCUUGUACAUUUUUCAAUUCUUACUCUGGAAUACCUACUGUCUGAGCAGUUUUGUAAAUGUAAUGUACUCAUCACUGUACUAUACCUGCAUUCCAGAGUUUAAGAUGUUUACUGUAAAUUUUUGGGUUUUUUUUUUUUUAAAAAGACUUUACCUGGGACCUGAUUCACUGAAAUUUAUCACUUCUCUUUAAAAACACUUGGUCUUGUUAAUUUUCUUUGAGUCUUCUCCUUUGUUGUGUACUUAAAAUCACUGUUGAAUCCCUUGAAAUGCUUCUAGGGUAACCUUGGGUUUCUGGCACCUUGUCUCUAAUGUUUCUUUUGUAAUUGGAAUAGCUAACAGCUUGGUCACCCUGCCUCAAGCUUUCACCUCUAAAUAAAAUCCAUUGAACUGAAGGCUGUUAUAAAAGGUACUUCUUUGUUUAAAUUUGCUGAUUUAGGCAUUAAGUUUAAAGAGCAGUCUGUGGGAGGAAAGACUAUUACUUUGAAUUCACCUGUGGUGAACUGGGGGGUGAUUUUUUUUAUUAAUUAAAAAAGGGGGCAGAAUUAUUUCUCUUCCUGCACAUACCAGGAGUAAUGUCAGAAAUAGCACCAGCUCUUCUCUUGUGGCCCCUGUUGGUUCUGAUCGCUGCUAUAUAUAUAUAUAUAUAUAUAUAUAUACACACACUUCAAUUUUCAAAUCAAAAGCAGUUGCUCAGGUCUUUGUUACUUUUUCUCUAGUUUCCGGUAAACAUAUUGACAUUCUCCUAAAGACCAUUCUAGAUUUUACCUGGGGAAUAUUCCACAUAAUGCUUACCUUCUCUGUGAAAACCAUGAAUGAAUCAUGAUGUGCACUAAGUUUUGUGAAUCAGGACCCUACGUGUUUAAUUGUAAAUAAUUUAAGUUUACAUAAUUGUUAGUGCUUUUUGUUGAGGUUUUUUUUCCCCAAUUAGGUCCUAACUGCUUCUGAAAUAACUAUGUAUAGCAGAUUAUGCAAACUUUUACAGGCAUAAAUAUUUAAGUUGUAAUGCUAAUUUUAACAAACUGCGAUAAAGCUGCUUCAGCUAAGCCUGUUUGUGUAUAAAUACUAUGCUUUGUGCGAUGUUUCAUACAUGUAUUUUGAAGGAUUUAAGAAUGCCUGUUUUUCAUUUGCAGUUUGCUUGUGUAAAUCAGGUUGUAAAAAGGCAGAUGAACUAAAAAUGUUUGUGGUAUGAGGAAAUAAAAGAAUGGAAUUAGCAUUCUGA